AGUUCUUCUUCCCGGACCCCGCGGUACCAAGCGUGGGCUUGCUUUGUCCUCGCAUUGCUCACCACCAGCUGCAUUCAGUUCCUUUGCUCCAGCCUCCGCUCCACAUCUGUGACUGCAGCCUUCUCCAUCCAGCUGAGAGGGAAAUUAUGUGUGCAAGAGGAGUCAGGGCUCCCUUCCUGGCACACGGCUCACAUCGCUAGGACUCCCACGCCUGCUGCACGCUCAGCCACAUGCUUGAGGAUGCUGCACUUGAAAGUCCAGUUUCUGGAUGACUCCCAGAAGAUCUUUGUAGUUGAUCAAAAAUCCUGCGGAAGAGGGUUGUUCAACCUCACCUGCAGCCAUCUCAAUCUUGCGGAGAAGGAGUACUUUGGGCUGGAGUUUCGCAGCCAGGCUGGGAACCACGUCUGGUUGGAACCACUAAAGCCCAUUACAAAGCAAGUCAAAAUGGACCCCGGCCAUCUGAGAGAAGAGCUGACCAGGUACCUCUUCACCCUCCAGAUCAAGAAGGACCUGGCACUGGGGCGGCUGCCCUGCAGCGACAAGAGCGCGGCGCUGCUCGUCUCCCACCUGCUGCAGUCCGAGCUGGGCGAUUUCCAUGAGGAGACGGACCAGCAGCAUCUGGCAACCCACAGGUACCUGCCCAACCAGGAGUACCUGGACAACAAGAUCAUGCAUUACCACCGGAGACACAGUGGGAAGACACCGGCUGAGUCAGACAUUCAGCUGCUGGAUGUGGCCAGGAAACUGGAGAUGUACGGGAUUCGCCCGCACCCCGCCAGCGAUGGUGAGGGGACACAGAUCAACCUGGCCGUGACGCACAUGGGGGUGCUGGUCCUGAGGGGCAAUACAAAGAUCAACACGUUCAACUGGUCCAAAAUUCGCAAACUGAGUUUCAAGAGGAAGCACUUUCUCAUCAAGCUCCAUGCAAACAUGUCUGUGCUGUGCAAGGACACGCUGGAGUUCACUAUGGUGAGUCGGGACACCUGCAAGGCUUUCUGGAAGACGUGUGUGGAGUACCAUGCCUUCUUCAGGCUGUCUGAAGAGCCCAAGUCAAAGCCCAAAGCCCUUCUGUGCAGCAAGGGCUCCAGUUUCCGAUACAGUGGGAGGACACAGAGGCAGCUGCUGGAGCAUGGGAGGAAGGCGAAGAUGAAAAGCCUGCCCUUCGAGAGGAAGCACUACGCGUCCCGCUACGAUGAGAGGCAGUGCCGCUCCUCCCCCGAUCUUCUGACAGACGUCUCCAAGCAGGUGGAAGAGCUGCGCCUGGCCUAUGGCAGACAGGGCUCCUACCAUGCCAACGGGGUGCACACCUCUGAGCCCACGCUGGACAGCCGGUGCCGGAGCUCUGCCAUGGAGGUGACGUUCGCAGCUGAACUAGAGCGCUCCAAACCCGAAGCCUCCCCCGCCUUCCUGUCCCACUCCAAAAGCUCGUCCGCCUUCCCCCUGCUCUACGCCGAGCUGGAGCUGGAGCGGGCGUGGGAGCCCGCUGACCUCUUCGGUGCCAGGAACCCCUUGACAUCCUUUCGGCCCCACCACCAGUUUGCUGGGAAUGGUAAAAGCACCUCAGUGGGCAACAUGCGGGAGGUGAGCGCCCGAACACUGGUGUACACGGAUGUGCCGUGCCCCCCACCCAUGGCUGCCCCGGCCCCACAGGUCCUCUUCUACCUGGACAGGCCCCCGCAGCCCCUGUGCCACGCACCGGUGCCUGGAGAGGAUGCAGCAGGACCAGCCGGUGGAUGUGGCCCUAUGGCAGCAAAACCCCCCAGAUGGAGUCUGAGUGGGACCCGGGCUGGGGAAGUUCAUCACGAGGCUGCGUGCAUGGCAGCAGACAUGAGCGUGGCCCCAGUGGGGGAGAGAAGGUCGCUGGCUCGCUCCUUCGAUUAUGGCCUUCAGGAGCAGCCUCCCAAGCGGUCUUGGAGCCAGUCGGACAUGAAAACCAUUCGCUUCCCCUAUGGCUCUGAGUUCAGGCCCCUGGGGCCGUGCCCCACGCUGAGCAGCCGGAAAGUGAGUGUCUUUCGGCACGUGCCGGCCCAGCAAGGGCUGGCACCAGGGCUGCGGCGCUCUGCCGAGCGCUACGUGGGCAGCAGCACCGAGUCCAGUGACUCUGACUCCGACCUCCUGGCUGCCGACUACUGCUCCCUGUAUGGCCGGGUGCUGCGGUCACCCAUGGCCCGGGUGCGGCUGUCCUCCGGCAGCCUCCAGCUAGAUGAAGAGGAUGAGGAGGUGUCCUUUGCCACCAGCACCACUGAAGAGAGGACUUCCAGGGGGGCCUCCAGGUAUUUCACCUAGGUGCCUGACACUGGCCAGAGGGAGCAGAGGUAGCUGGUACUGACCUGGGGCUGCAGAAGGGUGACAUUCUUGCUUGCAGGAAUGCUUGCUGCUCACGAAACAUUGAUGGGCCUGUGUUGUGCGAGUGCUCUUAGCUAUAGAGUAUGUGUUAAUGGACAGCAGGGGAGUGCUCAGGAGAAGUGCUCAACCCCUGCACCACGCUUGGAAGGCAGUGUGUCUCUGCCACCAUACGCAGGGAGUACUGCUCCAUUUAGGGGGGUCAGGGCUCUCCUAAAGCCCUGCAAAGAUCUUGUGUCCUGCCCAAGCUGGUGGCUGCUGGCCAUGCUUGGAGCUCAGCUGCUGGAGUCUUUAUCGAGGGGGAGGGAGAGAAAGAAAAGAGACAUCUCACAGAAGAGUUAAAACACCUGGUUUUUUCACAGCUGCAGGGAAGCACACUGGUGGGAAGGGUGUUUGAGGCCCAUUUGGAGAGGAGAAGGAUGGCCAGGGGCAGCUGCUGCUGACCUGAUCCCCUGUGGACACAGCCAAUGCUUGCGGCAUAGAGCCCGUCUCCUCCAUGCUGCCUCUCCUCCCUCCAAUGCUGCAGGGAACGCCUGGCCCUUGAGGACAAGGUUGCACAUGUGGGGUGCUCCUUGCAAUGGUUGGAGCCACAGAGGAAGCAAACAGCUCUGUCUUCUCCCCAGUCAGUUUACAGCACUGUCAUUCCCCCAGAAACAUCGCGUUGGUGCUUGUAAAUCAUUUAGCAGCAUCCAACAGCGAGCUCCGGGAAGUGGGUUAAUAAAUGAUAUUGUAUAGUUCUGCUUUUCUUAGGUCCAUUAGUUGUCAUGUUCUGGCAGCAGCUCCACAGCCCCAGCACCUCAGUGCCCUGCUUCAGUCUAAGGAGGUGAGGCAUGUCAGGGGGUCCUUUGGUCCCCCAAAUCAGGCCUCAGCUAAGCAGCAUGAGGA
Grus americana (Whooping crane) is the source of this 3228-nucleotide messenger RNA. It is a transcript of the gene FRMD7, whose product is annotated as FERM domain containing 7. The record is from RefSeq and is a predicted model, not a curated record. Gene Ontology annotation, molecular function: guanyl-nucleotide exchange factor activity. NCBI's taxonomy places the organism in Eukaryota, Metazoa, Chordata, Aves, Gruiformes, Gruidae. The transcript is spliced from 13 exons. Gene Ontology annotation, cellular component: cytoskeleton. Bases 241 to 2286 code for a protein of 681 amino acids.